AGCUGACCCAUGUAUGAUUUAUUUAUUUUUCCUAUUAUAAAAGGAAACUUUGGCCCUUUUUCUUCUGAAUUUCUUUAAAUAUUCUACAACCAUGGAACCUAGUGAUAUUUUUUACGACAAAGGCGACUAUGUAGAAACGGCCUCGGGGAAUAAAGUUUGCCGUUGGACCGUGCUCUGUGGAUCCCAAAAUAUAAUUCUUCAAGGCAAAGUGAUUGUCCAAAAUCAGGCCAUAAUCCGAGGUGACCUGGCUAAUGUAAGGAGUGGUCGAUACUGUAUUAUUAGCAAAGAAGCAGUUUUAAGGCCUCCCCAUAAAAAAUUUAGCAAAGGUGUGGCAUUCUUUCCUUUAAACAUUGGAGAUCAUGUCUUUAUUGGGGAGAGAAGCCUUAUUAAUGCAGCCCAAGUAGGAAGUUAUGUAUAUAUCGGUAAAAAUUGUGUAAUUGGUAGGAGAUGUGUUCUGAAGGAUUGUUGUGUGAUAGAAGACAACACGAUCUUAGCCCCAGAAACUGUGGUGCCUCCAUUUACAAGAUACGGAGGAUCCCCCGGGAGGCAAAUCGGUGAAUUGCCUGAAUGUCAGGCAGAUCUUAUGAUUGAUUAUACUAGGAGUUACUAUCAGCAUUUCCAACCAGCCAAAGAUAUUUAGGCUAAUGUAUAUUAAUUCAUUAUUUAUUGGAAGCUUGAAUAUGAACUUAGAAAUUGGAUUUAGUGAAUGGGCAGUAAUGUAUGAGUGAAAUGCUUCGGGUAUUGAAAUAAUUUAUAUUUAUUUUUUUUUUAUAAUAAUAUUUAUGAUAAAAAUCACUGUUAUUUAUUUAAAACCUUGAGAAAACAGUCAAUGUUUGACCAAUACAUGUAUCCAAUUAAAUAUAGUAUUAUUUUUUAUAUAUAGGCCCUUAAAAUCAAUAAAUAAAAGUUGUCAGAGA
Molecule: messenger RNA, 917 nt
Organism: Anthonomus grandis grandis
Lineage: Eukaryota; Metazoa; Arthropoda; Insecta; Coleoptera; Curculionidae
Product: dynactin subunit 5-like
Exons: 4
Coding region: 92-640 (182 amino acids)
Source: RefSeq, a predicted model, not a curated record